This is a messenger RNA of Xiphias gladius (swordfish), 764 nucleotides long. It is a transcript of the gene cimip5, whose product is annotated as chromosome 10 C2orf50 homolog. The transcript has 4 exons. The coding region runs from base 273 to 734 and encodes 153 amino acids. The record is from RefSeq and is a predicted model, not a curated record. Lineage: Eukaryota; Metazoa; Chordata; Actinopteri; Istiophoriformes; Xiphiidae.
ACAAGUCUUUCACAAACAGCUAUAUAAUUAUUGCUCCACAGAAACAUAACAAUACACAAUUGUUUAAUACAUCAUUUAUAUCGGGCUGCCUAUUUUGACAUUUAGUAACGGUUUAACCUGGCUGUUUCCUGUAUUAACCUAGGUUAAGCUAGCGUUAACUAAAUGAUUACAGCCGAAGAGAUCAACCUACACAGCAGUGACCACUCCCUCAUCUCACACGUUUGUAGCACUGAAGACAGCCGACGCUGUGUUCGCUUGCAAGAGCCAGCAGAAUGGACUUGACCAAUGUUCGGCGCGUGUCCUCCGCAGGCUACCGGUUACCGGAACGAUCCAGUGGAACAAGGCCGAUAACAACCCAGCCCCCCGCGGACAGGCCGCGCUGCCCGAAGGGAAACGUGGUGUCCUUGGAGCAGGACCCAGACAAGGGUGAUCCCGUUAAACAGGACCGAGUGUGGAAAGAGCUGGUUUGGAGAGAGGGGAGAGGAUUCCGGGAAUGGGAGAAGAACUGGAGCUUUCUCAGGAACUAUGAUCAGAUGGGACAGCUGAAGUCAGAGGAGCCUCUACCCAGCUACGUGCCGCCCUUCUCUGAUCGCGUCCCCAACACCACCAACCAGAUGUUUGGCAGCCGAUUGUCCACUCCACUGGGGAGUGAACUGGUCAGGCUGGACAGGCUGUUACUCCGGUCUGGAAGCCAUCACAAGCGCAAGCAGGAUCCAGAGAUGCUGCCCUGCUAGACCACUCUGAAGUUGAGACACUUCACAUCC